This is a messenger RNA of Humulus lupulus (European hop), 792 nucleotides long. Its product is annotated as blue copper protein. Gene Ontology annotation, cellular component: plasma membrane. The transcript has 2 exons. Bases 22 to 684 code for a protein of 220 amino acids. Gene Ontology annotation, molecular function: electron transfer activity. Lineage: Eukaryota; Viridiplantae; Streptophyta; Magnoliopsida; Rosales; Cannabaceae. The record is from RefSeq and is a predicted model, not a curated record.
CAAGCAAUCCUCAAUGUAUAAAUGGAGAUAGCGAUGUGGGUAGUCUCUACAAACUUUGUGAAUUAUCUCUCUUAUUAUUUCAUGAUCUCCAAAUAUCGAAAACGAACCGUUAACAUUAUGAAUCAAAAGACGUUGCUUCUGGUUUAUGCGUUUCUUAUGUUUGGGUCUGCCAUAAUAACAUGUAGAGCAACUACAUACACGGUGGGAGAUACUUCUGGGUGGGAUAUAAGUUCCAAUCUUGACUCGUGGACUAAUGACAAGACAUUCAACGUUGGCGAUGUUCUUGUGUUCCAGUACUCAUCAACCCACAGUGUAAGUGAAGUGGCAAAAGAAAACUUCGAGAGUUGCAAUACGACAAACGUUUUGAAUGCAUACUCAGCAGGAAACACAACAAUCACAUUGAAGAAACCUGGCAACAUGUACUUUGUGUGUGGUAACAAGUUACAUUGCCUAGGAGGGAUGAAGAUUCAAUUGAACGUACGUGAGAAUAAUCAAGCUUACGCACCAACUGCCUCACCUCAGGCCACCCCGCUCGACCCAUCUGAUCUCCCCAACCCUUCUUCCAAGGCCAAUAAUAAUAACAUUCCUACUACUUCAUCAGCUUCUACUGCCUUUUCACAUAUUGCUCUAACUCAUACUGUUACACUACUAGCUUUUCUACCUCUUCUACUUUCCAUGCUAUGAAAAAUUAAUUAUAUACUGGUCUUGAUUAUAAUUACACCUUUCCUUACAUUGUCAAUUUUGUAUUAUUAUAUUUGUACUAAUUCACUUGUUGAAUACGGAUAAUAAUUA